Messenger RNA from Nothobranchius furzeri (turquoise killifish), 1964 nucleotides. The record is from RefSeq and is a predicted model, not a curated record. Lineage: Eukaryota; Metazoa; Chordata; Actinopteri; Cyprinodontiformes; Nothobranchiidae.
CCUUACUGUUUAUUCUGUUUUCAUUUGUUUGAAUGCUGAUUCAGCAUGAAGAAGACACAUACAGCAUAUUCAUGUUAAUCGCUAAUAUCACCCUGAUUGUUAUUUUCCUUCUCCUCUAUAUUUCACCCAUUGAUUUUUAUUAUACCUGUAAUUUUCUCUUUUAUUUUUAUAAAGAAAAUCUAUCCAGCCUUUAGCAAUUUGUUUUUAGGACAAUCACAGUUUUUUUCUCCAUCUUGAAAUUUCAACUUUCAAUGUUGUCAUUUGUGACAGACGCAGUUUCAGCUGUUAUUUUCUGCAACAUGCAUUCAAACUUCAUGAAAGGCAUUUUCGAUUUAAAAGUGUUAAAGCAGGUUCUUGCCGUGUUUUUUUUGCGUAAACUUUGAAAAAGAUGCAACAUGAGGUGCCAUCUUCAAAAAGUUCAAAAAGUUCCAGCAUUCCCAAAGUCUUAAAUGUCAACCGAAGCUAAUAAGAUUUACCACCAGAAAACAAAAAUCUGCUUUAUUGUUUGCUCGUUUAAUAGAUACGUUAAAAAUGUGUUCAUGUAAACAAGAAAGGUUCUACUGACAUGACAGAACGAGCACGUGCGCAAAAGCAGCCAAUCACCUGCCUGACUUUCCUAUCUCCUCCUCGUGCCAGAAAGGAUAAAAACCUCAUUCAGGUCAAGUGUUGUCAGUUAAAAAAAUCACCAUGCUGCAGCUGCUAACCUUCCUGGUGGAGAAAUUCUCCAUCUUCUUCAAGCUCAAGCCGUUAGAGUCCAACUGCUCGGAGGCGGAGGACCGGGAGCGUCCGGGCCAGCGCGCGCCUCCGCCUCUCCUCCGGAGAGGAGACCUGCUAGAGGUCCCCAGAACCCUUUUCACGCACUUUGGCAUCUACUUAGGCAACAACAAAGUAGCUCACUUGAUUCCGGACAUCCUCCCUUUGCUCACGGCCAACAACAAGCUCAUCAGUUCCGUCAUCACAAACGACAGACUCAUCCUGGGCUGCAUUUAUAAAUGCGCCACGGUGCGCGUGGACACGCUGGAGGACUUUGCGUAUGGCUCCAACAUCCUGGUGAACCACACCGACAAGGUGAUGAAGACGCAGCCGCUCCCCAGUGACUGCGUGGCGCAGAGGGCUGAGAAACUCAUCGGAGAAGUUCCCUACAGCCUGCUGUGGAAUAACUGCGAACACUUUGGGACUUUCUGCAGAUAUGGAUCUGCAACCAGCAGGCAAACAGAGAAGGUACACCAUCUCACGUGGUAUAGAUAGAAAAAUUAGCCUAAAUGUUGGCUUUAAUGUUUAUUAAAGUAAGCAACUAAAUCAGUUUUUGAAUUUUUACUUGUUUCCCUUUAACCAACUAAUCCAUCCGCACCCAUAAAAAUAUGAAUAUUUUAAUAAAGAUGUACAUUUAUCAAAUACCUUAUGUACAAUAUAAGAGGCGCAUUUUAGUUAUGUAUAUGACCACAAAUGUUUUAUUUAAAUCUGUUUGCUUAAAUAAUUUUUAACAAUGAAAUGAUUUAGCCUAUUGAUGCAAACAUUCUAAUUCACACUUGGCCCCAAAAUGACUUGUUUAUUGAAGCAUAAAUGUGUGUUUUUAUUAUUUAUUCUUGUCUUCUGUGCUCUUUAUUCUUUUAGUUCUGUGAAUUCCUGAAACUGAUCAUCAGAGACCAGCGCAGCGUUAUCAUUACAGGACUUCUAGGACUUGUGUCAAUUGUCCACUUUGGCAUUGCUGCUUCAACUACAUUACCCUCCAUUCUCAUUCCCUUCACACUGUGGAUGGCUGGUUAAAGGAAUGAAACCCACCAGCGAUGAGACCGAACUGAACUGAAUGAACGCUUGAAGUUUCACCUGAGUCUGAAUCAUCACAGAGACACCUGCGUGCUUUGAUAACCUUUUACUACUGUUUCACCAACGCGAGAAGGAAUCACAAAGAAUCAUGUAAAUAAAACAAAAUUAUUAGAUUUUUUUGUAUUUCCAAGUUAAAA